AUGGCAGAGCGGAUCGAUCACACACAUCCUCUGUACGUGCAUCCAUCAGACACUCCUGGAACUGUUCCCAUUCCAUUUCAAUUAAAAGGUUCUGAAAACUAUGGGAUAUGGCGGAGAUCGAUGACGAUAGCUUUACAGGCUAAAAGGAAAUUGGUUUGGGAAGAUUUGAAGGAGCGAUUUGACAAGGUCAAUCGUAUGAGAAUUUAUCAAUUGCAUCGAGAAAUCAACACAAUUGUACAAGGAACGAACUCUAUAGUUGAGUAUUUCACCAAAUUGAAAGAAUUGUGGUCUGAAUUUGAUGCAAUGGUCCCUUCUACUGAUUGUGGUUGUGCUAAAGGGAAGGAGAAUGUGAAGCAUCUUCAACAACAACGCUUGUUACAUUUUUUAGGAGGCUUAAAUGAUUCUUAUGAUCAAGCAAGACGACAAAUCCUUAUGAAGACAGUUGAACCUAUUUUAAAUCAGGCUUAUGCACUAAUCAUUGAGGAUGAAUGCCAAAAGGGUACUGGUCUGAAAGCUAUGCCUAAUUUGAUUGUGAAAGGUAAUGACAUUACUGCACUAUGGAGUGCACGAGGAUCACAGACCUAUAUGAAACCACAUAAUGAACACUGGAAUGAGAGAUGUGAUUUUUGUAAGAUUAAAGGUCACAUUAAGGCAAAUUGCUAUAAGUUUACUGGUUAUCCUCCCAAUUACAAAGGCAAGAAGAAAGAUGGAAUUGCUGCUAAUAACUCUUUCUUGGGUGAUCAAUACCCUAUGAGGUCUUUGGAUCAGUUUUCUUAUAAUGGUAACAAUUUUCAUCCACAGCCAACAGGUUCACAUUAUAAUGGUUACAGCUCAAACAAUUAUGAUUUUAAUGGUUAUACACCAGAAGUUCCUCAUAGGGGUAUUGUUACCUCAUUUCAUGCUAGUAGUAUGCCUAAUAGGUGGAUAGUUGAUACAGGUGUCACUAAUCACAUGACUUCAGAUCUAAGAUUGCUAUAUGAAACCUGUAAACAACAAGGUCAGCAUGUUCAUUUGCCUGAUGGAAGUAAAACAUUUAUAUCUCACAUAGGACAAUGUAGGUUGCCUCAAGGUGUUAUUCAGAAUGUCCUCCAUGUUCCAGAUUUUGAAUACAACCUGUUAUCAGUUUCCAAGUUAAUAAGGGAAUUACAGUGUUGUAUGACAUUUUAUCCAGAUUAUUGUCUACUACAGGACCUUCACACUGGGAAAGUGAAGGGGAUUGAGGAAUUAGAUCUUGUUCCUCAUGGUUCAAAUAUUUCUGAUGAUAAUAAUGUACUUCAUAAUCCUGUCUCCACACCUACUCCAAUUCCUCCUGUUGCAGUUAGGAAUUCAAGUAGAAUGGUUAAACCUCCAGGCUGGCUUCAUGACUUUGUUCAUGCCCUUUUACCGUCCCAUGAUGUGUCUCUUCCACCUUCUACUUCUUGUCAAUAUCCUCUAUCAAAUUACUUGUCCUAUGCUAAUAUUGUUGUUCCCUAUUACAAGUCCAUAUGUGCUUAUUUUGCCAUCAAAGAGCAUAUUACAUAUGUUGAGGCUGCAGGACAUUCUGAAUGGUUACUUGCCAUGCAAUAA
Solanum tuberosum (potato) is the source of this 1566-nucleotide messenger RNA. RefSeq lists its product as uncharacterized. The coding region runs from base 1 to 1566 and encodes 521 amino acids. NCBI's taxonomy places the organism in Eukaryota, Viridiplantae, Streptophyta, Magnoliopsida, Solanales, Solanaceae. The record is from RefSeq and is a predicted model, not a curated record. The transcript is spliced from 4 exons.